This is a messenger RNA of Strigops habroptila (Kakapo), 1017 nucleotides long. RefSeq names its product calcium homeostasis modulator 1 (gene CALHM1). The record is from RefSeq and is a predicted model, not a curated record. The transcript is spliced from 2 exons. Lineage: Eukaryota; Metazoa; Chordata; Aves; Psittaciformes; Psittacidae. Bases 1 to 1017 code for a protein of 338 amino acids. Gene Ontology annotation, molecular function: monoatomic cation channel activity.
AUGGACAAGUUUCGGAUGAUCUUCCAGUUCCUCCAGUCCAACCAGGAGUCCUUCAUGAAUGGCAUCUGUGGGAUCAUGGCCUUCGCCAGCACCCAGAUAUACUCAGCCUUUGAUUUCAACUGCCCCUGCCUGCCAUGCUACAACCUGGCCUAUGGGCUGGGCAUCCUCCUGGUGCCCCCCUUCAUCUUAUUCCUGCUGGGCUUUGUGCUGAACAACAACAUCUCCAUGCUGGCGGAGGAGUGGAGGCGGCCCCGGGGCCAGCGAAGGAAGGACCCGGCUGUCCUGCGCUACAUGUUCUGCUCCAUGGCGCAGCGGGCCAUGAUCGCCCCGGUGGUCUGGGUCUCGGUGACGCUGCUGGACGGCAAGUGCAUCACCUGUGCCUUCUGCACCUCGGUGCCCGUGGAGACGCUGGGCAACACCAGCCACCUCGGCCUCUCCCAAGGGGACAUGAAGCGGGUCCUCGCCCGCAUCCCCUGCAAGGAGAUCUACGAUGGACAGGAGCUCAUCGCUAACGAAGUGGCUGUCAGGUACCUGCGCUGCAUCUCACAGGCUCUGGGCUGGUGCUUUGUGCUGCUGAUGACCAUGCUGGCUUUCUUGGUCAGAUCCCUCCGGCCCUGCUUCACUCAAGCCGCCUUCCUGAAGAGCAGGUACUGGUCUCACUACAUCGACAUUGAGCGGAAGCUGUUCGAUGAGACGUGCACAGAGCACGCCAGGAGCUUUGCCAAGGUCUGCAUCCAGCAGUUCUUCGAGGGCAUGAGGACGGACCUGGCAGCUGCUCACUGCCACCUGCCCAGGAAAGCCCCUGAAAAUGCAGGGGAAGACACCGAGAAACUCUUGGGCAUCACCGACUGGAACACCAUGAACAUGGCUCUGAAGAGCUGGCACCGAUGCAAGCCCCCGCUGCACCUCCACCCCCCUGCCCUCCCCAGUGGCAAUGGCUGCGAAGGAGAAGGGCAGCCCCCCGUACACCCCCCUGUGCCCCGAAGGGAGAUGGCUGCCUACUACAGCUGGGUGUGA